This is a messenger RNA of Brachypodium distachyon (stiff brome), 2269 nucleotides long. RefSeq names its product pentatricopeptide repeat-containing protein At4g16470. The record is from RefSeq and is a predicted model, not a curated record. Gene Ontology annotation, biological process: RNA modification. The transcript has a single exon. Lineage: Eukaryota; Viridiplantae; Streptophyta; Magnoliopsida; Poales; Poaceae. Gene Ontology annotation, molecular function: protein binding; RNA binding. The coding region runs from base 228 to 1535 and encodes 435 amino acids.
UAGGAGGAAAAUAUGCCAACAUUUUAUGAAAAAGUACAACCGGCUAAAAUAGUGAAAUCUCUCCACGCAAAAAUUAAAAUAAUAAGAAUCUCACCUCGGGCAACCUGAGCCUAUACCCGAUUGCCGAGUGGGCGUGGCUGUGGCUGGACGUCUUGAGCACACGUCCCGUAAGCGUAGACCGCAGUCCGUAGUAGUAGGAACCUGUGGUUUCCUUGGGCCACGCCACCAUGGGUUCGACUAGCUUAGCACGGACGUUGAGGUCGCUGUGCAUCCGAGGCGAGUUAUCCCAGGCCGUGAGUCUCCUACACCGGAGAACCGUGUGCCCCUUCUCAAGAACCUACGCUCUUCUGCUGCAAGAAUGCGUGAACCGGAGGGACGCGAGGGUCGGCAAGAGGAUCCACGCGCGCAUGAUCUCCACCGGGUUCAACUGCAACGACUACAUGGCCACCAAGCUGCUGAUCUUCUACGCGAAGAUUGGGGAGCUCGGCGUCGCCCGGAACCUGUUCGACGGAAUGCCGCGUAGGGGCGUCGUGGCAUGGAACGCCCUGAUAUCGGGGUGCACGCGCGGCGGGCUGGAAUCGCAGGCGCUGGAGAUGUUCGGCUCGAUGCGGGCGGAGGGGCUGAGGCCGGACCAGUUCACGUUCUCGUCGGUGCUCUGCGCGUGCGCGAGGCUGGCCGCGCUGCAGCACGGCUGGCGUGUGCACGGCGUCAUGGUCAAGUCGGACGUGGUCGGUGGCAACGUCUUCGCCAACAGCGCGCUCGUCGACAUGUACCUCAAGUGCAGCAGCACCGAGGAUGCACGCCGGGCUUUCGCAGCCGCGCCGGAGCGGAAUGUGACCAUGUGGACCGCGGUCAUCUCCGGGCAUGGCCAGCACGGGCACGUGGGUGAGGCGCUGGCGCUCUUCGACCAGAUGACGCGGGACGGGUUCCGGCCGAACGAUGUGACGUUCCUCGCCGUGCUCUCAGCCUGUGCGCACGGCGGACUCGUCGAUGAGGGGCUGAGGCACUUCUCAUCCAUGCCGUUGGACUACGGCCUCACCCCGAAGAGCGAGCACUACGCGGCGGUGGUUGACAUGCUUGCCAGGGUCGGCAGGCUCCACGACGCGUACGAGCUCGUCAAGAACCUUCCGGACUGCCAGGAGCACUCGGUGGUCUGGGGUGCACUGCUGGGCGCCUGCAGAAAGCACGGCGAUGUGAGGCUGGUCGAGCUCGCCGCACGGCGCUUCUUCCGGCUGCAGCCUGGGAACGCUGGCAAAUAUGUCGUCCUGGCAAACACGUAUGCCGCCUGCGAGAUGUGGGACAGUGUGGCCAGCACGCAUGAGACCAUGAAGUCGCUCGGCAUUAGGAAAGACCCUGCCUGGAGCGCUGUCGAGCUCCAGGGGAAGAAGCACAUUUUCCUUUCUGGGGACUUGUACCACGACGAGUGCUCGGCGAUAUGUGAGGCCUGCAUUGCGUUGGCUGGUGCGAUCAGUCACACCGAGCAGUCCGUACAAGUUACGGAUGGCGUCAACCAUUGCAGCUGGUUGGAGAUGUGAACAAUCCUUGUUGAUUCGUGGGAAGCUAUUGCAUUUUGAACAUUGGCUUACCUCUCCCAAGCUAGCAAGGUAAAUUGAGGGAUAACAGAGUGUUGAAGAAGAGCAUAUUGCCCAGCUUUCGUCAACGGUUAGGUUUGGGGUGAAUUGGUUAGAGCGAGCAUGAAACUCGACAUGGAGAAGCAUGUGGAGCAAAGGACAGGUGUUACUAGGUACACCUCUCAAUUUUGUUUGCCCUUUGCGCUGUGCAUGUCAGUUGUCACUAGGAUUCUUCUACCUUUGCCUUAAAAAAAAGGAUUCUUCUACCUUUGCUUUCUGAUGCAACAGCAAGUACCACAAGAUCUUAUCGCCUGUUCAGGUUCUUCCCAAAUUAUUGAGGCUCAGCCUGCGGACACUUCAAUCACACAUUCACAUCUACAGAUCUACAGAUGCACUCCCCGUGAUUUGGACACUUGCAUAAUUGUGGAACCGUAACUUUUGGAUGUGUAGCACUCCUAUGAAUUGUUGAGUUGCAUGCAGGCCCCUCUCAUUUGUUAGCUGGUCGGGCAAAUCCACAGACAGUCUGUCAAUAACCGGACUGACAGGCAUUGCUGGCAGUGCUGUCUGAAGGAAACAUUAAACUCAAUCAUUUGUCCGGUGAACUCAGACAAGUCAUGCACAGUUGAUCUCACGGCAAGCAACGACUAGAGAUCAGCUUUUGUGAUACUAUCUCUGUAUGUUACCACAGUUGCCUGAGA